UUCACCCAUGGCCUCUUCCCAUAGAGGGUGUGAUGGCAGGAACCGAGGGCAUCAUGCACGGCACCCUCUACAGCGCAGCGAAUGGCCAGCUCUCUAGCACCACGGCUCCUGGGGCCUCUUCCACAAAUACUACCAACUCUCUCAACCAUAGCUCAUUGAACGGCGUCAUGCCCCUCAACAGUAUGUCUAUGUCCAAUGCUUGCCAGUAUGAGAGCAGCAAGCUGGACAUGCAGGACAACAAGGAGUGGUUUGGAGCGACAGGGGGUGGUGUUGAACACCUGGACCAAGCACAAACGGAGACCCAGAUAAAGGAGGAAGUACAAGAGGUUGAUGAUAGUGCACCAGUUAUAGACAUUAUGAUCAACAAUGUGGUGUGCUCCUUCUCUGUUGCAUGUCACAUUGAUCUGCAACAUGUAGCCCGGUUUGGUCAUAAUGUCGAAUUCAGGAAAGAGAACGGAAUGGUAACCAUGAAAUUACGAAAGCCUUUAACUACUGCCUCUAUUUGGUCAUCAGGAAAAAUCACCUGUACAGGAUCGACAUCAGAAUUACAAGCCAGAGUCGCUGCCAGGAGAAUUGCUCGACGUAUACAGAAAUUGAACUACCCAGCAAAGUUCCGUAAUUUCCGCAUUGUCAAUGUCCUUGGAACGUGUACAAUGCCCUUUAGUAUAAAGAUCACUCAGUUUUCACAAAAAUUUAGAGAAGCAGCAAGUUAUGAGCCAGAGCUUCAUCCUGGUGUUACUUAUAAGAUCGACUAUCCUAAGGCCACACUCAAGAUAUUCUCCACGGGAAGUAUUACAGUCACAGGUAUGUAUGACAACAUUUCAAGACUGCAGCCUUAAUCCAUUUUUCGAAUG
Penaeus vannamei (Pacific white shrimp) is the source of this 854-nucleotide messenger RNA. The record is from RefSeq and is a predicted model, not a curated record. Lineage: Eukaryota; Metazoa; Arthropoda; Malacostraca; Decapoda; Penaeidae.